This is a messenger RNA of Petromyzon marinus (sea lamprey), 6481 nucleotides long. RefSeq names its product putative G-protein coupled receptor 162. Gene Ontology annotation, biological process: G protein-coupled receptor signaling pathway. Gene Ontology annotation, cellular component: membrane. Gene Ontology annotation, molecular function: G protein-coupled receptor activity. The record is from RefSeq and is a predicted model, not a curated record. NCBI's taxonomy places the organism in Eukaryota, Metazoa, Chordata, Hyperoartia, Petromyzontiformes, Petromyzontidae.
GCGAGAUAGAGAGAGAGAGAGAGAAACACGGGCUCAUUGUGAUGUGCGAGAGAAGAACCCAGACGCCUCUACUGAUGGAAGCUUCUUGCAGCGCUCUCUCUCUCUCUCACACACACAAAUAUACAGAGACACGCACACUCGAGUGAAGCUUAAUGCAUUGAUCCACACUGAUCAGCUGUAGAAGCAGUAGCAGCAGUUAUCACUGUUUUCAUCUGCAGCAGCCGCAGCAAUAUCAGCUGAAGCUGUGACAGCAGUGAUAUCAUCCACGCCAUCGGCAGCAUCAGCAGCAGCAUCAUCAGCAGCAGCGGCAAUACAAGAAGCAGGGGUAUCAGCAGCAGCAGUAGCAGCAACCAUCAGCAACACCAUCAUCAUAAUCAGCAGUUGAAACAAUCAUUAUCAGCGUUAUGUUCAGCAGCUAGAAUAGCAGCAGCAGCAGCAUCGGCGCUUGGUCGUGGGGUUGCUGUCAGUGACAGUUCACGGCAGAUGCCUCUGUCUCGUGGAAGGUUCAGCAAAGAGGGACAACAGGAGGCGCAGGACCGCUCCUGCUGAAGCUCGCCAGCGGCCGCACCGCUCCAGGCAGGGGGGGAGGGGGGCCCUUUGAUCCGGCGUCGCCCGUGGACCAUGCGGCCGGGGGCCCGGCAGCACCUCCGGCCCAGCGACCGCCCGAGCGCGUGGCGCGGUGGCACGAGGGCCCGGGAGCCGCACGCGGCGGGCGCGUGAACGAUGAGCGGCGAUGGCGAGGCGCUCUUCCUGCGCGAGAACUCCCUGGCGUGGCUCGUCUGCUCGCUGGCGGCCCUCGUCGCCAACGUCUGGGGCAUCCUCAGCGUGUCGGCCAAGCAGCAGAAAUGGAAGGCGCUCGAGUUCCUCCUGUGCACCCUGGCCGGCACGCACGCCCUCACCGCCACCAUCCCCCUGCUCAUGUACGCCGUGGUGAACAUGCGACGCAGCUCAUCGGACUACGAGUGGACCGAGGGCCUCUGCAAGGUGUUCGUGUCCAGCUUCUACACCCUGGCGCUCGCCACCUGCUUCACCGUGUCGUCGCUCGCCUACCACCGCAUGUGGAUGGUGCGCUGGCCCGUCAACUACCGGCUGAGCAACACGCGCAAGCAGGCGGUGCAGGCCAUCAUGGGCAUCUGGACCGUGUCCUUCAUCCUGUCCACGCUGCCCGCCGUCGGCUGGCACGACACGACCGAGCGCUACUACGCGCGCGAGUGCCACUUCCUCAUCACCAAGAUCGGCCUCGGCUUCGGCGCCUGCUUCCUCACGCUGCAGGGCGGCAGCCUAGCCAUGGGCAUCGCGUGCACGGGCAUCACCCUCUACCAGACCGCGUGCCGCGUACACCAGGCCCGCCGCGCGCCCGAGAAGGUCACCAUCACGGUGCCCACCAUCGUGGUGGAGGACACCACGGGCAAGCGCAAGUCGUCCAUCGACGGCUCCGAGCCGGUGCAGACGUCCCUCAAGACCACCUACCUGAUUAGUGUCAUCGUGUUCUUCUACGACUGUCUCACCGGCAUCCCCACGCUGGUGAUCAGCUUCGUGAGCCUGCGCUACGACGCACAGUCCUUCUGGAUGGUGCUGGCGCUGCUCUGGUGCUCUGUGGUGCAGACGCUGCUGCUGCCGCUGUUCCUGUGCACAUGCGAGCGCUACCGCGCCGACUGCCCCACCAUCUGGGAGCACUGUGCCACCCUAAUGGCGGCCGAGGAGCUCGAUGACGGCAUGAAAACCAACGGGGGAUGCGUUCGUGAUUUGCCGGCCGAGGGGGAUGUCGAGCUGAGCGCCAGCAAAGAGAGCAUCGCUCUCAACCGCAUACCACUGGAGGGGUAUCAGCUGCGUGAUCUGCACCAGUUGCUCGUGGAAGGCAAGCACUUUCUCCAGCUGCCACACACGAGGCGCUGUUCGCACGACGACGCGGACAUGUGCUGGCCCGUGGGGUCGUCCAGCGGCGGCAAGCUUCGCGGGCCCACAGACGACUCCUCCACCGGGCUACAGCAGCACGCCUCGCCCAAGCACUAUCGCAAGAGAUUAAGCGGCGGCGGCGGCGGCGGCGGCAUCGGAGUAAGCAGCAGCGCCGGGCAGAUCUCGACCUCGGGAUCGGCUUCAGACGGGCGCCCCGCCAACUACGCAGGGCGUCGGCGGCGCUCAGAGGGCGGCGUGACGGCCACGCUGCGCCCCGUCGUCGUCAAGACCAUGAGCCUGGACGAAGGCGAUGGCGACAGCGGCAGCAGCCGCUUCUUCACGCUCGACGAGAUCAUCAGCUACAUCGACGAGACGCCCAUGGUGAGCCCCUGCCCGAGCCCGGCCCGCUCCUCCACGCCAAGGGGCGGCGGCCCACGCACCAGCACGCCUGUGCCAAGGCACGGCACGCCGUCCAAGGGCGCGCGCGGCCUGCCCGACUGCGAACUGUUUGUUGUGUCUGGAGGGACCUUUGACAUCGGUGGCGAUGGUGGUAACCGGGAUGCGGAGGACGCGGAGAUGGUGGGGGCGCAGAUGAAGUGCGGAGACCAUGGUGCCGCAGACGGCUGCUGCUGGGACAAAUGCUCGACGACGAGAAGAAUCAAUAUUUCCACGCAGAACGGCGUAACUCAGUGACAAUGUGCGCUGGAAUUGCACGCGUGGCCACUGAGAAAUGCACUUGGUUUUCCAAGAUCAAGCUCUCGGGGUGGAGCUCCGAGGUCCCUUCAUGGGCUCACGUGAGAUUUUCCACCGAGAUUGUGACUGUGGAGGCAGAUUGGACUGUUGAAACGUAACAGCUUUUUUGGAAAACCCAGUCUUGAGCGUUUAUUGAUAAGCCAUUGAAUAAAUGUGUAUCUUUACAGAUUGAUAAGAUUGCAGUACUCACGAUACUACUACGACUGUGACUGUAAUUAAAAACCAUGGAUGGUGAUGAGAGAAAACAAGCCCUGAAUACAGAUCAGGACAAUAAAAAAUACGCAUGACAAGUAAGACGCAUUCAACAACAGAGAACAAUAAAAUAUAACAAACACAUGAAGAAGAGGAAAGGGUCUGUUUCAUCACCGGAACAGAAUCGCACUUAGUAAGUCCAUCACCAAUGGGCAUGAAGGACCAAUGUUUUGCAGCAGUAUUUGUUUAAAGGGGCAUAAGCCUGGACUGGUUUUGACUUUGUUGAUGCUUAUUAGCAGGGUAUGUCCUGCAUAACAGAUGCUCCCGGGUUGUCUGGUGUUAUAGGCAUGAGCCAUCUUUUGAUCACUGUUGGGUUAAGCGCAGUGCAAAAUUAUUUCACAGUUGUCUUGCGCCUUCUUGUACAGAAGUGGCGGGGUUUGAGGUUUGAUAUGAACGCGUAACAAGGCUCGUGUUGCUGCGAGGACUUUUUUUACUUGCAUGAAGCAUGUUGCGUGUAUUUUGCAGCCACAGGUGCUGAUGUGCUGAAUAUCAAGAAGGGAACCAUUUCAUAGUUGAGCUGUGAUGAUUUGCAAAGAAAAACAAAGGCCAGAUGUUUCCUUCGAUACAAGCGAGUCUCCAUCUAGUGGUGGUGAAGAGUCACUAGGGCAGCCUUACUUUAAUAGUCCAUUAAAACAGUCGUCCAUUUGUCAAAGGUUGCCGAUAUUCACAUUUGAUUUUUUUUUAUUUAAGUACAUCGUUAAUUGAUUUUAUUUUCCGAAGGAAGCACUUUCUCUAUAUGGACAUGAUGUUAAAUGUCAUGAAGGCGAAAUAUUGCGAAGCACGUUGGUCGAUUUUGUGCAGAGCGAAUUUUGGGUUACGUUUAUUAUAUUAAUAAUAACAAUGCCCUUGACUUCACCAAGAGAGCCUCACUGAGUCUCAAGACUCUUCUUGGGAGGGUCCUGAUACAUUGAGAUGUUUUGGCCAACUCCAUGAAAGGGGUUGGCUUCGUGUGGGAGGAAACCCAAUUCCCCCAGAAUAACCCCACGCAUAUUUUUCAAGCGGGUAACACCUCGCAGAUUAAAGCAUCCAUUUCUGCACUGCCAUUUCCUGGCCACCUCUCAACACCAGCAUACAACACUUGGUAUUCCAAGGCAGUCUCUCGUCCAUCCAAGUACUAAACACUGGCUCAGUCCUGCUUAGCUGUUGAGAUCUGAUGAUUGGAAGCAUUUGAAAGGGUGAUUUUGACCUUGUAUUAUGAAAGGGUUAAUUUUGCCGGUUUUUUAGCUGACUGUAAAUAUUCAAACGAUUGGCAAACAUGUUCAUGGUGGCCACAACCAUUAGGCGCAGCUCUGCAAUUCAACCCGAGCUACACUUAAAUGUCACGAAAAAAAUCGUUCCAUCUCCUUGUACUGUAUUAUAUUUCCUCUCUGGGGGACCGCGGUUGCAGUGGUUAGCACAACGUACCGCUAUAAAUCCUGCUACACGAGUACUCCGGUUUAGUUCCCAGCUACAGAUAACAUCGUGGUGAUUUAUAUCUGAAUAUCUGAAGCAGACGUAGCAAUCCUCCCCUGCUAACCAAGCCCCCCUUCACCAAUCCGCACUGACCACCGUGGUGAAGUAUGGUUAAACGACCCCUCAUGACUAACACUGUGUGGGAAGGCCUUCAUCCAAACAGUGGAUUUACAAAGAGCUGAAAAGUAUUAUUGUCAAUGACUUUAUUACUAUAUUAAUUCUAAAAAGACCAGGAUUUAUUUACAAAUGUGGUAUGGAUAUAUGGAGAUGGGCAUUUGUCGGAAUGCGGUUUUAAAAUAUGAUACCUUAACACAUUUAUAAUCUAAUGGGAAAUGUACUCGUAUUCAUGAAUUAAUUGCAGAGUACUGCAGCCAAGAAAAAAACAUUACAUAAAUUAUACUUAAGUGGUUAGUCAAUUGUAUUAUCUGAUACAAAAGAGCGCAAUUUAAAAAUAUGGGUUAAACACUGCAAUGAAGUACUCUGAUAAAAGCUUAACGAUUGGGAAAGUAACGAUGCAUCAAUUACUUUCAAUGUCACAUUGUGCUCACAACACGUGCACAGAUUCCUACUUGUGUGACUCCAUUGUUGAUCAUUUAUGUAUUACUACAUGGUGUUACAUCAAGGCUGAGUGAACAAAACUGUUUGAAGACAGAAAACAUUUCAAAUAAUACAAACGAGGCAGUAAAAACGAGACAAAAAAUACUUCAUUUGGUUAAAUAAUGAUCCCGAAUCUACGUUAUGAGUGAAUUGUUACACGUUCAUUAACAAGCCCACGUUACUGGCACCUUAUGACCAGGGGUCAGAUCUACACAUGGCCAGGGAUGGCCAAACCGCGGCUGGGCAGUUCCAAGUGCUGCUCGAUGGAGACGUUUAUAUAUAUUUUUGACUUUUCAAUUUUACUUCAUUUGAAACGGGAAACAUCUGCCGAAUUGUGACUAGCCCGAGGCACUUGUGCCUGUGGCGGCGGAGCCAGACAUGAUGAGUACUUGUGGGGUGCUACUGUCGAUUUUUUAAAAAUUAAAAACUCCACAGCCAACCAGCGCACUAGCGAACUGGCUGUGACCACCGUUGUUGUUUUGUGGCGAUCGGUCGCGUGAAUAUUUUGGUUCGGAAGGUCAGGAAGUUUGGUCACGCACUGACCACUUGUGUGAGCACCACUGCCGCUGUGCUCUCUUUCUUCCACACUCGGGUCACACAACACCACUAAAGAGACUGGAGACUCCGUUAUCCCACGAGCGUACAAGACGCACAAGGCCGUUCAAGCACACGAGGCAUACAUUUCAGUUCCCCGCGUCCCUGUCGUCUUCCUGACACAGCAAUGCAACGCCGUGCAGGAAGAAAACACCAAGCGACACAAAUAUAACCCGCAACAGAUUGUGACGUCGAUCUCAUAACAUCGGUGCACUCCAUGAAAACCCCAGUGACUUGUUCUUGCGACCUUAAACGAUGGAGUUCUGUGAUAGCGCUCCGCAAUUGGUCCACGAUAAUCCUUUCGGUUCACGAUCCGAGGCCAAAUCCAGUGUCUUAUCCCGUGCACUUCCACCUGCAACGACGUUCCGCACGUGUUUCGUGUUUUUGCCCCGAUACCCGCGUCCUUUCGCCUGUGCGCUUGUGAAGUUUGGCUUUUCGGGGCGUCGGUUCAAGCGAUGAUGGCUCGUGUCCCGGGGGGUGGGGGGGGGCAUGCGUGCAAGCGGCUGCGACGGUUACUAUUUGUGACUGGUCCUAUUGAUAUGUUACCGAUGUUUCAGGUGUUCUGUAGCUGAAGGUUGUGUGCUUUGAUAAUAAACGUUUUAAAUACCAUUAUGUGCUUUAAGUUGACGUCCCGUAUUGUGUUAAUUGUAUUGGUGGAUUGCCAACUUGAAAUGAAAAAAAAAAUUCCGCUAUCUUUCCUUCUGAAAUCAACAACUGCCUUGUCUUGUGAAUCCAAAAUUCGUUCCUAUUAUGAUCAAUAUCAUCGUCGUUAUUUUAAUUUGUUGUUUUUUGUUGUUGUUAUAACGUGGGUUGGAUGACUGUACAUUGGGUCAACGUGCUCGUCUCUUUUUGCAGCAGAAAACAAUAUUUUAAAACACUUUUUUUCCCCCUCUCUCCUUCAAACGAAUAAAAAAAGUAUGCCCGUUUCUGCUCUCAA